GGGAGAAGCACGCAGUGCGUUGACGGCUGUGGACGCGAGUAGUGGUGGACUGCAAGCAGUAUCUCUGGACCUAAAUUACCGUUCCGUUUGAUUGUUAAUUGGUGUGUUCAGUAGGACUCGCUAGCGGUGGCUGUCCUGGUGUUGCUUGUUGUUGUGACCGUAUAAGAUUGGCUGUUCGUGCCCGGUGUGUGCAUAGCGUGUUGCGGGGAGUUCACGCAACCUUUAGUGAAGCCUACUUAGUUUGAGGCGUGAUAUUGAUGGCGCCCAUCAUGAACCACCGGAGAGGAAGCAGUGGGCGGCGCUACAGCUUCCUGGAUUUGUCCAGCGGCAGUGCCAGUCUGAGGCCGCGCAGCUCAUCCACCAGCGUGCUGACGGUCACUGAGUCCACGCCGCAACUCAGGAGUCCGGCUGACUACAGACGUCCCCCACCCACGCCCUGCACCACGCCGUGUUUCAUCAGCCCGCGCAUGGCCUUCACCACGCAGUUCGGCUACGACUCCCCGAUUCAGAUAAUCACGUGUGGCGGCAGCAAUGUGUUGAAGCCCAUAGUCAAGCGUUUCUGGCUCGGCCCUCUGCUGUGCUCGAAGAAAGGUCUGCUUUUCGUCACCCUCCUCACCAUCGGCAUAGUAUCGUUCCUCCUCCUGAACAGGAAGGAGUACGGGCUGCGAACAGAGGGACAGUGUGACGCCCAGGACUCCACGGCACCAUGCCAUAGCCACGAGGCAGUCAAUCCCCUGAAGAGAUUUCUUAGACGAGAGAGCUUCACUUCGGAACAGUCCACCCCAGACACCGAAAAGAGCGAGGCUCCGGUGGCACAGGAAGGGGAGGAAAAGGAGGAGGAGGAGGAGGAGGAGGAGGAGGAGGAGCAAAGGGUUGUAGAGCACAGGAUCAACAGGCCAAGAAUGUUGACUGUCCAGGGCCAGUAUGAAAGCAGUGCGGAGGAAAUGGAUGAGCAGGACACUUCACGGAAGUCGGCCUUCACUGACAAACAACAAACUGGUGAUGAAAAGAGAAGCGAGGAAAGCGAAGGCAGAGAUCACUUUUCCAGAGAAGACCUUCAGCGGGUAAGGCGUGCUGUCAUGGGUGGAGAUGGGCCCUAUCCAGAAGCACAAAUGAACAACGAAGAGCAGCAUUCCAUGAGAGUUAUCAGCGAGGAGGCGCUGCCGCCCACGCCGCAACAACCUGGCGGUGUAGAACCUGAAGAUGAACGCGAGGCGCGUAGCCAAGGAUAUACGCACGAGGAACCUCUCCAAGGGGGCCAUGAAAACCUGGAUCAGCUUUACAUCCAGCACAGGAACCUGGAGCGUCAAGGUUACCACCGUGAGCAACAAAUUGUGCAGCAAGAAAUAGAAGCACAAGAAAUGUUGAGACUCCGCCAGCAGGAGGAAAUGUGGCAGGAACAAAGGCGCCAGGCCCACCAGAGGGCGCGAGAGAGCUAUCCUCCGCCACAUGGGAGGAGGGAGCAUUACCCGCCCGGGGCGCCCUACCACGCAGAGUCAGGCGGGCUGGACAGGCAGCACCCAGUGUGGAGGGACCACCAGCUUCAUGGACAGAGGCUGCCGAGGGGCGUCAAUCCCCGCAGGUAUUACAGGAGCGAGGACCUGUGAUCCAUGUUAACUACCCGGUUUUAAAUGUGAUUUGUUAACUAACAUUUUGCUUAACUAAAAGUAAAAUGUUUGUAAUUCAACGCUGAAUGCAGUUUGCAAUAGUCAUCGCUGCAAACUGUUUUAAAAUAGAUUCUAAGUUUAAUAAACAAUUUUAGCCGA
Messenger RNA from Scylla paramamosain (green mud crab), 1766 nucleotides. Its product is annotated as trichohyalin-like. NCBI's taxonomy places the organism in Eukaryota, Metazoa, Arthropoda, Malacostraca, Decapoda, Portunidae. The record is from RefSeq and is a predicted model, not a curated record. The coding region runs from base 258 to 1607 and encodes 449 amino acids. The transcript is spliced from 6 exons.